UCAGGGCCUGGUGUGGGUGGCCGCAGGCUUCGGCAGGCGCCACCGCGCUCCUUCUGUUGCAGCCGCCGCAGCGGCCGGGCCCACCGUGGCCUCCAGGGCAGAGCGAGGCCGUGGCGGUUCAGGAUGAGGCGCGCAGGGUCGCCGUGGUCCUCCGUGGCGCUGCCCAGCAAGAGGUAGUCAGCGCCAGGGCGCAGGCGCAGGCAGCCGCAGGCCAGGUCGGCACGGGGCACCCAGGCCUCCUGGCCGCCGCGGCGCACGGGCCACGCACGCUGUUUGAACACGGCCAGCACGUGUACGGCCAGCCGCCACCAAUCGGGGCCUACCGCCUCAGACAGCGGCGACGACGAGGAGGAGGACGACGACGAGGACGACCACGCUGAAACCUGUGCGGACUCUGCAACCUGGGCGUGCAGAACUGAGGGAAGACACCAUGUCAGGUCCCCAGGGCUGCACUUGUCUUACUGUGGGUAGCUGUGGUCAUACUCAGGCAUACAGCCUCCCUAGCACCCAGACCCUGUCCAAGUCCUGCAUGAAGCCUGCCCCAGCGUCAGGACACGUGUAUAGCCAGAGAAGAGAGCUGAGGGAAGGUUGUGGUGGUGGAGCUGGAAACCAACAACUCCUUGGAGUUGGAAAGCAGACCCCUCAGGGACCCUUGCCAGCCAUGCCACCCGAGACUGCGUGGAACAGGAGCACUGUCGCCCCCAGCAGGCUUGCAGCCUGGUGGCCCAGAACAAGCUGGCCCAGAAGGAGCCAAGCAGUGCUCCAAGGACUCAGGACCAUCUGCCCACCCCUCUCCACCUUCUACCUCUUCUUUGUGAUCUUUGUGGUGUCUACCAUCUUCCACUGCCACCAACGCCUGGGUCUGGUCCCUGCCCCCUGGGCCUCGCCAGCCCUUGUGGUCUUACCCCCAAGACACCUGCCUCGGGAGGGCAUGUUCACCAUCAAUGUCAGAGGCCGGCUGGGGAACCAGAUGGGCGAAUAUGCCACGCUGUUUGCACUGGCCAGGAUGAAUGGACGGCUAGCCUUCAUCCCUGCGACCAUGCACAGCACACUAGCCCCCAUCUUCAGGAUCAGCCUCCCGGUGUUGCAUAGCCACACAGCCAGAAGGAUCCCAUGGCAGAAAUACCAUCUCAACGACUGGAUGGAGGAGCGCUACCGCCAUAUCCCCGGACACUAUGUGCGCUUCACAGGGUACCCGUGCUCCUGGACCUUCUACCACCACCUGCGCCCAGAGAUCCUGAAGGAGUUCACCCUGCACGACCACGUGCGUGAGGAGGCCCAGGCCUUCCUGCGAAGUCUGCGGGUGAAUGGGAGCCAGCCGAGUACCUUUGUGGGUGUUCAUGUGCGCCGAGGGGACUAUGUGCGUGUCAUGCCUAAGGUGUGGAAGGGCGUGGUUGCUGACCGGGGUUACCUGGAAAAGGCCCUGGACAGGUUCCGAGCACGCUAUUCAUCUCCAGUUUUUGUGGUCACAAGCAACGGUAUGGCCUGGUGCCGGGAGAACAUCAACGCCUCCAGAGGGGACGUGGUGUUUGCUGGCAAUGGCCUUCAAGGAUCGCCUGCCAAGGACAUUGCAUUGCUCAUGCAGUGCAACCACACUGUCAUCACCUUGGGUACCUUUGGGAUCUGGGCUGCCUACCUCACAGGUGGGGACACUGUUUACCUGGCUAACUUUACCCAGCCCAGUUCUCCCUUCCACAAGGUUUUCAAGCCAGAAGCAGCUUACCUGCCUGAGUGGGUGGGCAUUGCUGCUGACCUGGGACAGCCAAACACAAGAUCCACUAGCCAUGCCUCAGCCAGGGCCCCCAAGAGGCACCAGGGGGCCUUGUUGUAGUGUACUUGCUCAAGAUCCCAUGUGGAUUUCCAGUCCUGUCUUACAUGCUUCUCAGCUUAGCGACUACAGGUCAGUGAUGUCACAUCACUGCCUUCCUGAAGCUCUGAGCACUGCCUGGGCUUAGCGCAGCAGCAACACGCACAGGUGCUUUGAGCUCUUCCAUGCCUACACUGUUAGCCACCAUAGGCCUACCAUUCACUGCAUCUGGAGUACUGUCUCAUGGAGGCCAGUGUGUAGUUAGGGUUUCUAUGGAUGUGAUAAAACACCAUGACAGUAAACAAGUUGGGUAGCAAAGAGCUUACUUCAGCUUACACUUCCACGUCACAGCACAUCAUUGAGGGAAAUCACAGCAGGAACCUGGAGACAGGACCUGAUACAGGGGCUAUGGAGGAGUGCUGCUUACUGGCUUGUUCUCUGUGCCUUGUUCAGCCUGCUGCCUCAUACCACGCAGACAGUGUAGCAGGACAUUUCCAGCACACUUGCCUUGGAGCACAAAGCCUCUGAGCUACCUCAGUCCCUGCAGGGGACCUGGUUACUGUUCCCUGCUCUGGUCUCAUCAGGUGUGAUGGAACACAGAGGCACUUUUGGAGGUGAGCAGAUGGCAGUGGGAGCCAUGAGAGGAAGGGCGCCCUGCCCAGCUUCAUGUUUGCUUGGCCUUGCUUGAACAAAGAUACAAAUGGCCUUUACUUUGUAAAGCCCUAGGGAGGGCUGGUAAUCUGCCAGUAGCAAUAAAUGCACGUUCAUCCAGCAAA
This is a messenger RNA of Mastomys coucha (southern multimammate mouse), 2583 nucleotides long. Its product is annotated as galactoside 2-alpha-L-fucosyltransferase 3. The record is from RefSeq and is a predicted model, not a curated record. NCBI's taxonomy places the organism in Eukaryota, Metazoa, Chordata, Mammalia, Rodentia, Muridae. Gene Ontology annotation, molecular function: galactoside 2-alpha-L-fucosyltransferase activity. Gene Ontology annotation, cellular component: membrane. The coding region runs from base 431 to 1831 and encodes 466 amino acids. Gene Ontology annotation, biological process: carbohydrate metabolic process. The transcript has 5 exons.